GCUACUCUACUGGAAUUUGGAAUAAUGAGUUUCUCUGGUAGCAAGAAGAGCAAGAUUAUAGUUUACCCAGAGACACGGUUACUUUCACUGCCAAGUAAGGGCAAUUUUUUUGAUCCUAACGUACUGGAGAUGAAAAAAAUUAAGAAAGUGAGGCGGAGGAUGACUCAGCGCUAUGGACGGCACCGCUUCAUUGCUUUCCUGCAGGGAAUAUACAGCUGUCACUGGAAACGCCACCAGUGGGUGCACCUGGAGGAUGGUACCCAGCCUUGCUGUGUAACGGGAGAUCAGAUCUUUUUCCCCUUCUUGGUGGCGGCCUUGUGCAUGUCACUCAUAUUUCUGUACAUGUGGCUGGAAGCGAGGAACGACUAUGCCAGCUUUGACGAGUUUGUUUACCAGUUCACAAAUAGUUGGUUUUUCUGGUCCUUCUUUCUGGUGAUUACAGCCUCAAUCAUGUUCAGUUACAUCAUUCUGCUUAUGAUCAUAGGGAUAUGUUUGCUGACAUAUGGGCAGCAGCUACACCUGCAUUGGUGCAAUAAGAUUGGGGUCCUGCUGGUCUUGAGCAUAGGCAUCUUUGGUUUUCUGUCCAUAAAUCCAGUUUAUGAAGAAAAAUGGAGAGCUGCUGAGGUGUCACUACAGGUAACUGUUCCCUACAUACAUUUCUUUGGAAUAUGUGUGAUGGUGUUAUUCUCAUGGCCCAUAGCCAUCUAUUUUGCUAAGCUGAAUAAAACAGCGUUGGUUCUCAUGAAGGAGGAGUACAACGAUCAGCAAGAAGUCCCUGUUGAGUCUAGGAAAAUAAUGAAGAUUAGAGCCAAUCAGUUCGUCAGUGUUAUUUCCUUCCUGGUCGUUCUUCUCAUUAUAUACACCAUACCCCUAGGGAUGCAAUCUCCCUGUCUCCGAGAAAACAAGACCCUGGGACCCAAACCAACUUUCAUUGGGCACAGAGGCGCACCAAUGCUGGCACCAGAGAAUACUCAGAUGGCCUUUGAGAAAGCUAUUGAACAUGGUGCCACAGGGCUGGAGACUGAUGUCACCCUCAGUUAUGAUGGUGUUCCUUUCCUCAUGCAUGACCCCACCCUGAGGAGAACAACCAAUAUCCAUGAGAUCUUGCCGGAUUUCACUGACAUGCCUGCCGCUAUGUUCACUUGGCAAACCCUGGAAACCCUGAACUCAGGCCAAUGGUUCUUCAAGGCUAAACCAUAUAGAAACACGGCGCCACUGACAAAAGAAGAAGAAAAGAUGGCAAAAAAUCAGUCAAUUAUGAAGCUAAGCAAUUUCUUGAGGCUUGCAAACAAAGAAAAUAAAUUGGUGAUAUUUGAUCUGUACCGGCCCCCAAGGAAACAUCCUUACAGAGAUACAUGGAUAAUGAAAGUGUUAGACGUGAUGAUGAAUGAAGUUGGGAUUAAAAGCCAUCUGGUUCUUUGGUUACCAGGGCAGUUCAGGGCAGAUGUUCAAAUGAUAGCUCCGGAUUACAUACAAGUGCUGGGAAAGAAGCUGCCUCUUCCUGACCUUUUGAGAAUGGGAAUUAAAGGAUUGAACCUUGCUUACAAGGAUAUGAACAGGAAUGAUGUCAAAGAAUAUGAGAAAUAUGGCAUCUUCACCAAUAUCUACGUCGUCAAUGAGCCCUGGCUGUACUCCCUGGCUUGGUGUGCUGGGGUUCAUUCAGUCACUACUAAUACCAUCCAAAUACUGAAGAAGAUUAAACGCCCAUACUUCUUAAUGACACCGAAUGAGUACAUGAAGAUGUGGAUACUGCUGGACUUCCUUUCUGCCUUCAUCAUUACAAUUGUAUUUUUUUUCCACUGGUGGAGAGAGAAAGGAUGGUGUGAAUUGAUUAAGAAAAAGAAAAGCCCAGUAUUUCCAAUGUCCGGGGUCACAAACAUCGAAGAAAAUAUAGAGGAGGUCCAAAAACAAAAUAAAGAUAAUGAAAGUCAGGAAGAAAUUCAAGUAUCACCGAGUCCCUCUGAUAAAAACACAGGAGAUUAUUGGGAUUCCUUCUUAGAAAUGAAAUCUCAAAACGUGAAAAUGACAAGGAGUUUGAGCACAGAGAGCGUUAUAGGAUCAAAUGAUGAUGACUUGCAAGGAAAUACGUUUCCUACAAACAUAAGCAAAGAUACUGGGAAAGGAUCAGAUGAAGAAGAAGUACUAGAGAUGUAAUUUUUCCUUUGAGGAUUGCUUUAGCUGCAUCUCAGAAAUUUUGCCUUGUCCAGCCUCACGUUAGGGGACUCCAACAUUGACACAUGCAGUGAAAAGUUUCCCAAGCCUUCUGUCCUGUCCAAGUUCUGCUGUAUCUGCUGAGUCCAGGAUCAUGGCCCGAGAAGAUUGCCUAGACUCUAUCACCCCUUCUGCCUGUGGACAUUAAUCAGCCUCUCUCCACCUCCUCUUCCAUCCAUCUCUCUGAAUCCGAUGGUACUUAUAAGAGGAGGGAGGGAGGAAACUGAAGGCCAAUCUAAGAUGGUUUCCUAAAAGUACAUCUGCUUUGGCCUGGAGUAAGAAGGACUAGGCUGACCUCAACUCUGGAGUCCCAUUCUUUUGCACUACAUCCCCAGAAAACCCCAAAGGGACAAAGGCAAGGACUUCCCUUCCACCUAUCACCUGAGCAGAGCAGCAAGCUACUGUGGGACCUGGUUUGAUGCAAACCAAGCACGGGAGGGGGGAAGGUAGGUUUGACCCGACCUACUAUCCCUACUACCUCCUGACAUCCCAGGGUGGCAAAACCAGCUUUGGGGGUGAGGUAUGGAUACCUUAGAAGUUCCCUUCUGGUCACUUCUGGGGUGGGAGAUAUCCAGGAAAGCUGAGACAAAUAAGACCUUCACAGAAAAGGCUAAGUACUACUUCUUCACCAUGUCCUACAGAGGCUCAGGAUAAUUUACAUCGGCCACUGAGACCCAUCUGCCAGGAUGAUCAAUGAGGCCCCAUGUGGACACCAUCAGUGGGGACUCUUGACAUCAUAAUUUGUAUUCUUACUGUAGGGAUAGAAUAGGCUUAUCUCCUGCCCCUCCUCAUCUCUAGCAAAUAACUUCUGGAGGUCAGGCUUCGGUUAACAUCAACGCUUCAAUAAAGGAGACAACGAACCUCUUGUGAAGCCUUCAAAGGC
Messenger RNA from Sarcophilus harrisii (Tasmanian devil), 3094 nucleotides. RefSeq names its product glycerophosphodiester phosphodiesterase domain containing 4 (gene GDPD4). Gene Ontology annotation, cellular component: membrane. Gene Ontology annotation, molecular function: glycerophosphodiester phosphodiesterase activity. The record is from RefSeq and is a predicted model, not a curated record. NCBI's taxonomy places the organism in Eukaryota, Metazoa, Chordata, Mammalia, Dasyuromorphia, Dasyuridae. Gene Ontology annotation, biological process: lipid metabolic process. The transcript has 22 exons. Bases 25 to 2154 code for a protein of 709 amino acids.